Molecule: messenger RNA, 922 nt
Organism: Pungitius pungitius (ninespine stickleback)
Lineage: Eukaryota; Metazoa; Chordata; Actinopteri; Perciformes; Gasterosteidae
Exons: 3
Coding region: 280-921 (213 amino acids)
Source: RefSeq, a predicted model, not a curated record
GUGUUUUAUUACGAGUUAAAGCAGUGAUGAAACUGUUACCCUGAAACUCCACAUUCCAGUACUGUAGGUGGCAGUCUAUAUCUAUUCAAGUUCGUUCCUACAUGCCAAUUAUAUUUUAAAAAGAAGUAGAAGAAGAAAAAGACCGCUGACCUGCAACCUUAAAGGAAAGCGGAACUUUAAUGUGACUUGUGGUUUCAGUCGGAACGUUUAAAUGUGAUACCCAAGCGUUGCUCGGUGUCGUGGACGUGCAGGUAAUUAUUUCAUCGGUUACCAACAAUAAUGUCUUCAGUUCAGUGUUUGAGAGAGUUUGUCAACCAGCGACUAUCUGCUGCUGCUGAAGAAAUAUUCGGAGUUUUUAAAAGAACCAUCGUCGAGUAUCAGGAAGAGAUCGAGCGGCAGCGCGGAAUGUUGGAUGUUAUUUUGAGACCCGAAGUGAGGUUAAACAGGAUAGAGCUCCCACAGUCACGUGUCUGUAAGCAGGAGGAGGUUCUCUCUGACCAGCAGCUGUGUCUCCAGGAGAGGAACCCCAGCAUGGACCAAGAGGACCCAGAUCCUCCACAGAUUAAAGAGGAACAGGAGGAACUCUGCAGCAGUCAGGAGGGAGAGCAGCUUGAACCGAAGCAGGAGACCGACACCUUUACGUUGACUCCGACUUGUGAGGAAACUGAUCACAGUGAUGAUGAGACUCCGUUUUUGAAUCCUGACAAAAGAUCGGGUCCAGUCUACAUCCAGGACAUGGUCAAACCCUACAUCCCAACCCACACAUGCUGCUCUGCAUCUGCCAGGCUGCUUGUUCCUCCCUCACUGAGAGCACAACACUUCGACAAGAAGACCCUUUGCUGUCCUGCUCCUACAUGGUGGAACAAGCUCUCUGAAGACGACAAGACCGCCGAGAGCCAAAAAAAUGGCUCUUAUCUAUAAC